AUGAUAGGAUCAAAGAGAAUUAUUAGUUCACUGGUAAAGAAUGCUGCCUCUGUAUCAUUCAAACCAUCAUAUUCAACUUCAUCAUCGGUUGCUGACAAAUUCAAGAUUGAUAUUGGUAAAUUGAUUGUUGAAAAGACAAAGGCACCAUUGGCAAAGCCAGCCGACAAGAGCAAGUUGGUCUUUGGUAAAGAGUUUUCCGAUCAUAUGGCCGAGGUUGAAUGGGACUCUGAAAAGGGUUGGAGUACUCCAAAGAUCUCUGCAUAUCACAACCUUUCAUUACCUCCCUCUGCCUCUGUAUUCCAUUAUGCUAUCGAAUGUUUUGAAGGUAUGAAAGCAUACAAAGAUGCACAAGGAAACGUUCGUUUGUUUAGACCAAUGGCCAACAUGGAAAGAUUCCAAAGAUCUGCUGAAAGACUCUGUUUACCAGCAUUUGAUAAAGAAGCAGUCAUUGAAUUAAUUAAAAAGUUGGUAUUAAUUGACAAGGAUUGGAUUCCAGAGGGUAAGGGAUUCUCAUUAUAUUUACGUCCAACGAUGAUUGCCACACAAAAGAGUUUGGGUGUUGGCGCUAGCAGCUCUGCACUCAUGUUUGUGAUUGCUUCACCGGUCGGUCCAUACUACCCCGAGGGAUUCAAGCCCGUCAGAUUGUUGGCCGACGACCGUUACAUUAGAGCAUGGAUUGGCGGUAGCGGAGCCUACAAGUUGGGCAGCAACUAUGCCCCCACCAUCUUCCCACAAUUGGAUGCCGCCAAAAAGGGCUAUCAACAGGUAUUGUGGUUGUUGAACGACCAAAUCACCGAAGUUGGCACCAUGAACAUGUUUGUGUUUUGGAAGAACAACCAAGGCGAGCUCGAGCUCAUCACCCCACCCCUCACCGACGGCACCAUCUUGCCUGGUGUCACCCGUGACUCUAUCCUCCAAUUGGCUGCCAAAUGGGGUGAGUUCAAGGUGUCGGAACGCGCAUUCACCAUGUCAGAGUUGGCUCGUGCCAUCAAAGAGGGUCGUGUCAAGGAGGCCUUUGGCGCCGGUACCGCUGCCAUCGUCUCACCCAUCAAGAGCAUUUCAUACAAGGGUGAAGAAUACCCCAUCCCAAUCGACGCCGCCAAGGGUGCCGGUCCGCUCACCUCUCGUAUCGCAGACACUAUCAUGGGUAUUCAAUAUGGUGAAAUUGAAAGUGAUUGGUCUGUUCUUGUUAAAUAA
This is a messenger RNA of Cavenderia fasciculata, 1197 nucleotides long. It is a transcript of the gene bcaA, whose product is annotated as branched-chain amino acid aminotransferase. The transcript has 4 exons. Lineage: Eukaryota; Evosea; Eumycetozoa; Acytosteliales; Cavenderiaceae. The record is from RefSeq and is a predicted model, not a curated record. Bases 1 to 1197 code for a protein of 398 amino acids. Gene Ontology annotation, cellular component: mitochondrion. Gene Ontology annotation, biological process: branched-chain amino acid metabolic process. Gene Ontology annotation, molecular function: branched-chain-amino-acid:2-oxoglutarate transaminase activity.